Messenger RNA from Neopsephotus bourkii (Bourke's parrot), 1476 nucleotides. RefSeq names its product zinc finger protein OZF-like. The record is from RefSeq and is a predicted model, not a curated record. Lineage: Eukaryota; Metazoa; Chordata; Aves; Psittaciformes; Psittacidae. Bases 1 to 1476 code for a protein of 491 amino acids. Gene Ontology annotation, cellular component: nucleus. Gene Ontology annotation, molecular function: RNA polymerase II cis-regulatory region sequence-specific DNA binding; DNA-binding transcription factor activity, RNA polymerase II-specific. The transcript is spliced from 4 exons. Gene Ontology annotation, biological process: regulation of transcription by RNA polymerase II; central nervous system development.
AUGUUCAGGACUUUCCAAGGAGAACAGUUCCCAGGGACCUGCACAGGACCCUGUUCUCCCACGCAGCAUUGGAGUUUCCACACCAGAGAAAAACCCUUUACCUGCAAUAAAUGUGGGGAGAGUUUCCAGGACCGGUCACAUCUCAUCCAGCACCAGCGGGUGCACACAGGGGAGCAACUCUAUGAGUGUUCUGAGUGUGGGAAGAGCUUCACCGUGAGCUCGAAGCUAAUCCAGCACCAGGUAACCCACGUCAGGGAGAAGCCCCACAUGUGUGCCCAGUGCGGGAAGGGCUUCUCUAAGAACUCUCAGCUUAUCCUGCACCAGCGGGUCCACACUGGGGAGAAACCCUACGAGUGCAGGACCUGUGGGAAGAGCUUCAGCGUGACCUCAUCCCUGAUGCGACACAAGCGGGUGCACACUGGGGAGAAACCCUACGAGUGCAGGACCUGCGGGAAGAGCUUCAGCGUGAGCUCAAAACUGAUCCAGCACCAGGUAACCCACACUGGGGAGAAGUCCUACAAGUGUUCUGAGUGCGGGAAGAGCUUCUCCAACACCUCACAGCUUGUCCUGCACCAGCGGGUGCACACCGGUGAGAAACCCUAUGAGUGCUCCGAUUGCGGAAAGAGCUUCAGUGUGAGCUCGAAGCUCAUCCAGCACCAGGUAACCCACACUGGGGAGAAGCCUUACAAGUGUUCCAAGUGCGGGAAGACGUUCUCCGAGAACUCGAAGCUCGUCCUUCACCAGCGGGUGCACACCGGGGAGAAACCCUACAAGUGUGGGACCUGUGGGAAGAACUUCAGCAUGAGAUCAGCAGUGACACAACACCAGCGGGUACACACUGGGGAGAAACCGUUUGAGUGCAGCACCUGCGGGAAGAGCUUCAGCAGUAGCUCGAAUCUUAUCCAGCACCAGCAGGUGCACGGUGGGGAGAAGCCCUACAAGUGUACAGAGUGUGGGAAGAGCUUCAGUGUGGGGUCAGCCCUGACACGACACGAGCGGGUCCACACUGGAGAGCGCCCCUUUAAGUGCACCGAGUGUGGGAAGAGAUUCCUGUGGAGGUCAACCCUGCUCCGGCAUCAACGUGUUCACACCGGAGAGAGGCCCUACGUCUGCACCUACUGCGGGGACAGCUUUCGGCAGAGUACCAACCUCAUCCGGCACCAGCACAUCCACACUGGGGUGCAUCCCUAUGUCUGUGCCGAGUGCGGGAAGGGCUUCAAAGAGAGCUCAGACCUCUUCCGUCACCACCAGACCCACAGAGGGCUGGGACCGGGUGACCCCCAGGGUCGGCUCCCAUGGCUGGUGCCGCUCGCAAUGGCCACGCGCAAUAAACGUUCGUUGAGCGUCGCCGCGUUGCCUUCCCCGAGUGCGCCUGCGUGGGGCUUGCGCCACCGUCUGCGGGGCGGGUCCUCACGCCUCGCUCGGAGGUCGCCAUUGGCCGAGGCGAGGCGAAAGGAGGCGGGGCCGGGGACUUAG